Molecule: messenger RNA, 522 nt
Organism: Penicillium concentricum
Lineage: Eukaryota; Fungi; Ascomycota; Eurotiomycetes; Eurotiales; Aspergillaceae
Exons: 2
Coding region: 1-522 (173 amino acids)
Molecular function (GO): hydrolase activity, acting on carbon-nitrogen (but not peptide) bonds
Source: RefSeq, a predicted model, not a curated record
AUGUCGCACACUGCCCAACAUCUAAUGCGAAGGGUACCAGACCUCCAAAAGGCAGGCGUCAAUAUUGGCCUGGGUACUGAUGGCGCCCCGUGUAACAAUACGUGUGAUCUCCUGCAGGAGAUGAAACUCGCAGCUAUUAUUCACAAGGGGACCUCGCAGGAUCCCACGGCAGUUCCAGCCGAAAACGUGCUGGAGAUGGCUACAAUCAAUGGCGCCAAAGCACUGGGCUUGGAUAACCAGAUCGGCAGUCUGGAAAUCGGUAAGAAGGCUGACUUUGUGGCUAUCGAUGUUCGAGGAAUCCACAGCCAGCCUUGGUUUAACCCAGUCAGCGCGGUUGUGUAUACUGCAACUGGGCGCGAUGUCGAUGUUGUUGUAGUAAACGGGAAGGUUGUCGUCAAGAGUGGAGUCCUGAUGACGAUGGAUGAGGAAGAAAUUGUGCAGGAAGCACAAAGAAGAAGCAAGGAGGUAGUGGAAAGGGCUGGGCUGGGCAAUAAGGUACACGGCCGCUGGCCAGUUGAGUGA